Ctenopharyngodon idella (grass carp) is the source of this 3047-nucleotide messenger RNA. It is a transcript of the gene tacc3, whose product is annotated as transforming, acidic coiled-coil containing protein 3. The transcript is spliced from 17 exons. The coding region runs from base 255 to 2942 and encodes 895 amino acids. Lineage: Eukaryota; Metazoa; Chordata; Actinopteri; Cypriniformes; Xenocyprididae. The record is from RefSeq and is a predicted model, not a curated record. Gene Ontology annotation, biological process: cerebral cortex development; mitotic spindle organization; cell population proliferation. Gene Ontology annotation, cellular component: cytoplasm.
UGGCUGAGACUGCGUCGUUUAAAUUUGAACCGUUUCGAACAGCGGAAAGUUGUAGACGCACAGCAUCUCUGUGUGUUUCGCUGUCUUACACUGAGAAGAAAAGGGUUUUGUGUUAAGUUUGAGCAGUUUGAAUAAGGUAGGCUGUAGGAGAGAGAAGCUGUCAGAAGUACCUGUCAUUACAAAGCUGACAAUUUAAUUGUCAGUCCUACAUAGUUGAGCAGAAUCCAGGGAAGGACAGAUGAGGCCAAAAUUGUAUGAGUUCUGAGGCGCUGAAGGAGAACCAGGGAGCUGUACGGAUGAACAGCAGUUCUGAAGCUGCUUGUGACAUUUUCGCAUUGGAGCAGACAACUGGCAGGCCCUCGAUCCUGCGGCAGUCGCAGGCUGAAAACAUCAGCAGGACUGUGCCUAGAGGGGCAAAGGUUUGUUUUCAAACUCCACUGCGAGAUCCAGUCACAAAGAAAAUCAUGUCCCCGAGCCGCACCAGUAGGCCGGCCAUUCAGGAGGACAACACUAAAGCACUGGACACUCACACAGCCUCUUCUGACCAGAGUUCAGUGUUGAAUAACACUUCCACCACACUGAUUGAAAUGCAAAGUAACUGUGUUGCUUACCCUGAUGAUGACAUUCCUGUUCAGAGCAAAGGGGCCUAUACCCUCGAUCUCGACAAUCUAGAUGCCAUUGACCCUUUCCAGGGGUCCAAUAAAAUGGCGAAUUCCCCUCCUAAAUCUUCUGCUUUACCUGAGGCUUGGACAUCAGAGCUUGUAGAGUCAGAUACAACUGCAGCCCCUGUUUCUGCACCUCAGGCUGAGGUUCCAGAGGUGACCAACGCCGCACUUGAUGAGACUCUUCCUUUUACCCCAUCAGCGGAGAAUUCCCUUGCAGAAAGUUCUGUCAACAUAUCUUCAGCAGAGGGUACUGUCAUCAUCAAGACUGAUAAUGUUGAAAACAGCACCACAGACACAGAGGAGACCGAUACGACUGACCCAGCCCCAGCGUCACAGCAGAUUCCUACUAUGGAAGAUCAACUUGAGGCCCAAGAUUUGCCACUACCCCCGGCAGGAUCGUACAACUUGGAUUUUGACAAUCUUGAUUUGCUCAACCCAUUCCAAACUGGUGGCUCAAAGAUCCCAAACUCUCCUGUGAUUGGCAAAGCAUCAGCUGUUUCUGAUCCAUCCCUGCCUAGCCAAGAAGCCAAGCAGGAAUCAGUGCUCUCAAUCCAGACCCCAGAUGUCCCAACAUCCUCAGAUGCCUCAGUGCCACCUCAGGAAAACUCCACCGUCACAGAGAGCUCCUCAGCGCCCCCUAAGAACAACCAGAUGCUACUAGAGUUUAAUUUUGACGACGGAGCUGAAGUCAAGCGCAAACCUCCUCCAAAACGCCUCGGGGUCAAAAGACCUGCAGGUGCAAAACCUGGGACCAAAAAACCAGAUGCACCAGUCACUGAGAAGAAAGAACCAGAACCCAAGAAGUUGUCCCCUAAGAACACAGAGAAGGCAGAUCCUGUGGAUGUUCCUCCUGCUCAAGGUUCCUACACCUUUGAUUUUGACAAGUUUGAUGACCCAAACUUUAACCCCUUUGGUACAAAGGCUAAGAUGGAUAGUUCUCCACCUCGUGGGGUCCAGACCAGCCCGGUUUUGAUGAAAGCACCAUCUCCACUUCAGCAGCCUGAGGCUCCAACACAGGAUGACCAGCCUGAGCAACGAUCUCACCAAGCAGUUUCUGAAAGCAAUGAAAACAUGGCAGAAACUGAUCUUCCUGUCACCAAGCAGCAGGUAGAAGAUGUAGAGUCAUCUGCUGUGUCCCACACUAACAUAUCACAGAAUCCAGCAAUACAGGAGCCAGAGAUCAUAGCAACACCUGAAUCUAUAGUGUGUCUUCAGAACCAGACCUGUGAUCUUGGUGUGGUGGCACCAAGUGAAGAUGAGUUUGUGCCUGGGGCAUUGUUCAUGCCAGGAGGAGAUUUUGAUGGGCAGAUGGAUUAUCUGGAGCAGUUUGGAUCAAGCACUUUUAAGGAGUCGGCUUUGCGGAAACAGUCACUGUAUUUGAAGUUUGACCCGCUGUUGAAGGAGAGUCCAAAGAAAACUGGAGUGGACAGCUGCAACUCUGGAUUCAGCCUGCCACGGCCCUCUCUUGCCAUCAGGAUGAUGGAGGCUGCAAAGUCUGAAGGAAAGCAGAAGUCUCACUGUGACAGUAUGAAACUGCUGGAUCUGCCUGCACCAGCAGUGGAAACUGUGGUACCAGAUCCAACUGUUCUGGACUUGCUAGUUCCCACCUUAAAACAGCCAGUGAAGACUGAGGACUCCAUCAUAGAGGUUCUGAAGUACAGUCAGAGAGACAUGGAUGCUGCAUUACAGAAAGCAGACAGACAGGCGGAAGAACGGCGACAAGAGAUGCAGACUCAGAUUGAGACAUUGCGUCUGGAGAAUCAACACAUGUUGUUUAUAGUGUCAGAAUAUGAGGCCACCAUCACUCAAAUCACAGAUGAGCAUAAACAGAAGGAAGAUUUGGCUAAAAUUGAGUUGGAGCGAGUCCUUCAGGAAAAAGAUCAGCUGUCUAAAGAUUUGAAUGAAUUGGAGCGAUCCUUCUCCUCUGUUGUCAAACGCCUUGACAGAUGCAAGGAAGUUAUUGAGGGAUUCAAAAAGAAUGAGGAGACGCUGAAGCAGUAUGCUCAGAACUGCAUGGACAGACUGCAGAAAGAGGAAAAGCGUUAUCAAGCUCUGAAGGCCCAUGCUGAGGAGAAACUAGAUCAAGCUAAUAAGGCCAUAGCCGAGGUUCGCACUAAACAGGGUGCAGAGGUGGCAACACUGCAGGUGCAGCUCAGGAGAGAACAGCUUAAAGUUCAGUCCCUAGAGAAGGAUCUGGAACAAAAGGCUAAAGAAGUCAAAGAUGUCACAGAGCUGUGUGAUGAGCUGCUGCUUAAAGUGCAAAAGACUGGUUAUUAAUGCACUCUGCCCUUUGUGUUCAUUAUUUGUGUUUGUUCGUUAUUUGUAUUUGUUGUAAGGAAUUUUAAUUAAUAAUAAUUAAAAAAAAAAGAAUGAAAGCACAAA